Fopius arisanus is the source of this 1558-nucleotide messenger RNA. Its product is annotated as putative inorganic phosphate cotransporter. Gene Ontology annotation, cellular component: membrane. Gene Ontology annotation, molecular function: transmembrane transporter activity. The transcript is spliced from 7 exons. Gene Ontology annotation, biological process: transmembrane transport; monoatomic anion transport. NCBI's taxonomy places the organism in Eukaryota, Metazoa, Arthropoda, Insecta, Hymenoptera, Braconidae. The coding region runs from base 98 to 1522 and encodes 474 amino acids. The record is from RefSeq and is a predicted model, not a curated record.
CUGUCAGGAAAAACCAUUAGGCCACAGUAACAAAGAAUAUUCCUAUUCUCACCGAUGUGAAACCACCGAGUGCACUAGUCACACGAUUUGCUCAGAUAUGUCGUCAUCUCAGCCUGAAUCUAUACCAUGCAUCAUCCCCGAGGAAGAUCCACGCUUCUCAGAUGAAGAGACUUCUCCAACGAGCGGACUGGGAAUCAGACAUCUGCAGUGCCUCAUGUGCUUUCUGGCCCUAGCCCUGAUGUUUACGAAUAAUAUCUGCAUGUCUAUAGCAAUCGUUGCAAUGGGAGAGGAAGAAAAAAACAAGAGUAAAUUGACUUCAGAUCACAUCGGCCUAAUUCUGAGUGCCCCAAUGUGGGGAUCACCAUUGGUUCAAGUGCCAGUGGGUCAUCUAGCAAGAAUCUGGAGUGCGAAGAGUCUUUUGUCCAUUGGUAUCUUGACAAAUGGAAUUUUUGGUCUUCUGUGUCCCAUUGUUUUUGACAGAGGUGGCUGGAUAUAUCUCUGCAUCUGCAGAGUUGUCAUGGGAAUGUGUCGGGGUUGUCUGAAGCCGUGCAUUCACACGUUGCUGGCAAGAUGGGUGCCACCAAACGAGCGUGGACGUUUAGCAACUGCCACAUACAUGGGUGUCUACUUCGGCACAAUAAUUGCGUAUCCAAUAUCGGGGAUUCUGAUUGGUGCAGCUGGAUGGAGAUGUCCUUUUUACGUCUUCGGUGCAAUCGCUGUUGUCUGGUCAAUGAUCUUCUUCUUGAUGGGGUCAGAUUCACCAGUCGAGUCUUCGGAUAAGACUUGCUGUAGCAUCAGUCAGAGUGAGAAGGAUUAUAUCCAGCGGGGCCUUGGGGUCUUUGAGGAAAGAGCUAACUACUCCCUGGAGAACUCAACACCGUGGCGUGCUAUUUUGACCAGCAGACCUUUCUGGGCUCUUCUCAUUGCGAAUUGCGGGUACAGCUGGGGAUUUUGGGUGCUACUUACUGAAAUACCGAUUUACAUGGCUGGAGUUCUUCGAUUCGACAUCAAAGAGAAUGGUGUAAAAUCAGCACUUCCUUAUGUGGCAUUAUUGCUCCUUACAUUUCCGGUGAGUUGGAUGUCCGAUUGGUGUGAGAAAAAAGGUGUGUCACGUGGAGUUGUCCGAAAGGUUUGCAAUACAAUUGGAUAUUGGGGACCAGCGGUUGCUCUCGUUGGCAUCUGCUUCGUAUCCCCUGAUGAUAGGACUGCACCAGUGGUACUUUUGGUUCUCGCUGUUGGAUUGAAUGCCGGAGGAGACUGUGGGUAUCAGAUUAAUCACAUGGAUCUCAGCCACAAAUAUGCUGGAGUCCUGGUCUCCAUUACAAACAGCGCUGCAUCGUUUGUGGCAUUAUUGGGACCUCUGAUUGUUUCCCAGAUCGUCACUGACACGACAAAUGCAUACCAGUGGAAGACUGUUUUCUACAUGACAGGAGGAAUUUAUUUCCUAUCGAAUUUGAUAUUCAUUUUGUUUGGAAGUGGUGAGCAUCAGACAUGGGACAAUAUUCAUCACGAGAGGCUAUAGAAAAAAAGAAAUUGUUAAUGUCUGAAGUGUUACAAA